GAGCCACAAUUUUGUUUGACCUUCCUUCUCUUCUAGCCACUAAGAUAUACAUUGGUCAAAAAGAGCAUAUUUUUCGCUCAAAAUCUUGCCUUUUCUAUUGAAAACGUGAUUAUUUCUUACUUGAAUUCUUGUUCUAUAGAUUUACGGGAGAAAACAGCAAUUUGCAUGCUCCAUAUCUAUUCUGUUCUAUUAAGAAGUUUGUUACUAUUUUACUCCAAAGUGAAGGUCUCUAAUUGGUAUUUGGUGGGAAUUAUUUUGUAGAUGCUACAACCUUGACAAAGUCCUAGGAUUUUUAGUGUCAAUGGCCGCUUGUGCUUUAAAUACUGGUUUAUCUGUUUGUGGCCCCUGUUUCAAUUCCAGAGCCACCAAAAUGUCUCUUAGUCAUUGUUCUUCAAAUGGUACUCUGCAACUUAAAGGUUUGGCAUCCAGAGAAUUUCUAAGCAAACCCUUGGAUUAUGCAUCAGAUCAUAGCCAUUGGAAUGUUGCAUUUCCAGCAUCCAUUUGUGUUAAUGAACAAGAAUCAAUAUGUGUUGACAGUGGUAAGAGAUGGUGGGAGAAGAGCCAUAAGCCCAACAUGGUAGAGAUUAGUUCUGCACAACAACUUGUUGAUUUAUUAUUAAAAGCUGGUGAUAGAUUGGUCAUAAUUGACUUCUAUUCUCCUGGAUGUGGAGGUUGCAAGUCUUUACAUCCUAAGAUCUGUGAGUUAGCUGAAUCAAACCCCAAUGCCAUAUUCCUCAAAGUAAACUACGAAGAACUGAAAACCAUGUGCAAUGCUCAUUACAUCCCUGUCUUACCUUUCUUCAGAUUCUAUAGGGGUGCACAAGGCAAAGUCUGUAGCUUCAGCUGUACCAAUGCAACAAUAAAGAAAUUCAAAGAUGCAUUAACAAGGUACGGGAAAGAUCGAUGUAGUCUUGGUCCAGCAAGAGGUUUAGAUGAAUCUGAGCUUUUAGCCUUAGCCUCAAUUGGAGAAUUAUCAAGAAAUGAUUGUACGAGGAAAGAUAUAUUUCAAGAAUCAUCCCUUACAGGAGUAGUAGAUGUAUACUAUAGCACUUUGGAGCUAAAAGAAGGUAAAAAAUUUGUGAUGACCUAGAAUAGGGAUUUGGAAAAAAAAAAAAAAAAAAUUCUUAAUUUCAUAUUAGCAAUUAUAUUUUCAUGUCUCUGCCAUUUGGGGUAUCUUAUUAUAAUUUGGAUUAGGAUGUGUACUUGA
Molecule: messenger RNA, 1207 nt
Organism: Nicotiana attenuata
Lineage: Eukaryota; Viridiplantae; Streptophyta; Magnoliopsida; Solanales; Solanaceae
Product: thioredoxin-like 1-2, chloroplastic
Exons: 4
Coding region: 302-1090 (262 amino acids)
Biological process (GO): cell redox homeostasis
Source: RefSeq, a predicted model, not a curated record